GUGGUCCCGACAGAGGACUACCUGUACUCUUUUUGUCCUGCCCUUAUCCUAAGAUCGAGUCUGUGAAAAAGGACCAGCGUUUGAGCCCUAAAGGACAAGGCCGAGGCUUUCCUGGGCCCUUAAAAUGAGCCGAAAAGGUGGCAGCUAAGAGUGCCAGAGGAGAAAGUUCAUUUUGAGAGAAAGGGUCCUUAAAGAUUCCCCGGGAGAGCGAAGGAAUUGAGCCGAGGCUGAGAUUCGCUGACCUCCAGCGGCAGAAAGAGUUAAAGCGAAGGCGGGGAGAGAGAGAGAAAGGCGCUCCACCUUCGGCUGGCUUAGGGGCAAGGAGUAACUCGGGCUGGGAGAGCCACAGGUAGGCGGCGGCCUUGAUGGUUGUUAUUGGGCUGCUUAAAGAAAGCUCUCGCGCCAGAUUCCUGGUGAGACGGAUCGUCCUGCGCUCCCUUUCCCGCUUCGUCUUUUUCCCAGGGUGGAAGUGCGGUUGCUUUGGACAAGAAGCAAGGAGUGGUGGAUCCCAGGUGACCGAGCGCCUUCGGGGGUCGGGCGAGUACAGCCCCUUUCUUCCAGCCCGCUUCCUCGCUGAUUUCCAGGAGCAUCGGCUCUGCCCUCCUGUUCUUCCGUUCGGAGCUGCCCGGCAGCGGCGGCUCAAAAGCUCCGGAUUCCGCUCCCCGCCACGCUCCGCUCUUGCAGCGCCUUAAGCGGGCUUAAGCGGCGGGCGGGCAGACCGGCGGACGAGCCAACUCUUCCCAACAACGCUCGCUCCGGCGCAAUGUACCUGUGGCGAUUCCCCUGCGGGCCCUGGGCUGACGGGGCUGACGGCCACGCCAGCUCUUAGCUCCGGCCUUUUUAAAUAACGACCGCGAGAAGGAGAAAGGGAAAAAGCUCGGCCUUCUUCGGGCACGAGACCCGGCAGCGCAAAGCCUCCGCUUGGGUUGGAUGCCUGUCGCUUUCCGCCCGGAGAAGCGGAAGCCCUAACGAUGCCUUUCCCUCUGAGGACCGUGGCUCCCCUCCACCUCUGCCGCUUGGAAGAGGGCGCUGCCGCCCUUCCGAGGGACAAAGAAGGGCACGCCAGGAGGAGCGGCGCAGGGCUCCUCUUCGACUCUUUGGAAGAAGUCUGUUCCCGCUCGCUGGUCUCCCUCCUCUGGCAGCUCUCGGACCUUUCCCGCUGGGCCAGCGACAUCUUCGGCGGGAUCCAGAGCGAAGCCGACAGCUUAGGGCGCCGGAGCGUCCGGCUCCGGUGCCGGUUGGAGUCCCUCAAGGCUCUCGCCGGUUGCCUGGACCAUCGCAAAGUCAAAGUCCCUGUCUCCAACCUAGAUGAAGAGAGUAGAUGGACAGUUCAUUAUACAGCUCCCUGGCAUCAGCAGGAGAAUGUCUUUUUACCUUCCACCAGGCCACCCUGCGUAGAGGAGCUGCAUCGUCAAGCCAAAUUGAAUUUGAAGUCCGUGUUGAGAGAAUGUGACAAACUUCGGAGAGAUGGCUAUAGAAGUUCUCAAUACUAUUCUCAGGAUCCAACAUUUUCAUCUUCAUCCAACACACUCUGAAGUUACCAAGAUGAUUAUGAAGAAAUUGAACAGAAGUCUAGUCUGUUAGACUGCCUCUCUCAGUCUUGCUUAAGUGCCUGCUGUUAUUUGAUGUCAUGGACGAUCAAGGUAUCAAGCCCACUCCAGAAUCAUCCAGCUGAGGAGAAGCUUAUUCCUGUCAAAAGACCCAAAUCACCACUCCAUGAUGAAUUAUCUGACAUCAAUACUCAGACAAAUGGGACCAAAUCACUUCUGCCAACUCCAGAGGAAAAGAUGCGACAACAGCUCAGCAGUCCCGGAUGUAUCCCUAUUAAUGUAACAGGGGAGAAUUUUGACCGCCAAGCCAGCAUACGGAGGUCUUUGAUUUACACAGACACUGUGGUAAGGCGGCCGAAGAAGAUGAAAAGGAGAAAGACUAUUACAGGAGUCCCUGACAACAUCCAAAGAGAGCUAGUUGGCAAUGGCAAAUAUGACAUCCGGGGCCAUUCAUUGUGUGUCCCUGAUCAUUAUUCUAUAGGAAGACUUGAGAGCUGUCAGUCUUCUAUGCAGCAAUGUGGCACCAAAGACUCAGCUGUCAGCAGAGAAGUUAAAGUGGUGCCACCUUCAGUUAGGCGAAUACGUGCUCAGAAAGGUCACGGAAUUGCCGCCAGAUGUCACAGUUUUCCAGGUUCUUCUGGAAACAUGUCUGUGAUGAGUGAUUCUGCUGGAGUCAUGCCUACUUGUCGCCUAAAUAAUGACCUGGGAUUUCACAGUCUACCUCGGUCUGGAGCAAGAGUGUCCCUACAGUCUGAACGUAGGCAUAGUCUCUCCAAGUCAACAGAAAGUGGUCCUUUGUUACAUCAUGUAGGUGUGUGGCAAGGGAAUGAAAAAAUAGAUGAUAUGAGAAAUGGCUGUAGGAUAAAAUGGGCUACAGAGGCCAAAAUCUCAAGAAUUACUCUGAGAAUGGAAAAAACAGAAGGCACAGCAUGUAUGAUCUCUCCACAUGUUGCCUAUUCUACCAUCAUCACACCAAAUGCUUCCCGAUCCUCUUCAGACGUUAUGAAUAACAACCCGGCAGAGAAUUCCGAGACAAUAGAUAAGAAAAUGAUGAACUCUUCUUUGUAUCUAAAGUCCAGAGACAAUCUAGUUGGCAGUGGUACAAUAAAUGCAAAAGAUCAACGUUGUUCUUCUAAUGGCAGCUGGAGUGACACCAGCUCAACACAUCACUCACAUUCUUCAGACACCACUAUCUCAUCCAAUGGUGUAAUGGUGUUUGUGUCCUUUUGUGAUACAGGAACUACAGAAAGUAUCCCCCAAAGUGUGACCUAUAAUUUUAGGAACAAUCACCAUUUGUCAAGCCAUUCUCACAACAUCAACGGUAGAAGUGAACCAAGUUACACUGUGGACAACAUACAGGACAAAGUUAAACAAAAUGCAAAGCACUGUGGAGUCAUGCAUUGUGGAAAUGACACCACCACCUUACACAUGUCAAAAUGUGCCAUUCCAGGUUGCUCCAGCUCUGACACCCUUGAAAGAGUCUUAGCUACAGAAGACUCACACUCUUUUUCUGUGGACAGUGAUGUCUGUUACCCUUCUAUGCAUGUGGAUUCAAAUGCCCAAUCUGUUAAAAGCUGCGGUGAAAAUGGCUUUGCAAAUCCCAGGCAUAGUGUCAUUAAUGUGUUUGCUGGAACCGAGAAGAAAUCUCUGGAAGAUUUUGCAAGUUCCAAUGACAAGUCACUCACACGUAGCAUUUCCUUAAAAAAGGCAAAAAAACCACCUCUCCCACCAUCCAGAACAGAUUCUCUUAGAAGAAUCCCCAAGAAUAAACCUCAGACCAGCGGACAAGUACUGGAUGAUAAACUGAUAGCUAGCCUUCAACAUUCGUUGCAACUGAACCUCCAGUGCAAAAAUGGCAGCUUGCCGUCACAAAGUCCCUGCAGUGAUUACGAUGAUCCUUGGGUGCUGCGGUCUCGUAGCCAGAGCACUGUGAGUGGCAGUAGCAGCAUGAUGUCUGCCACAGGACUGAACAUGUAUUCCAUCUGUGCAGUCACACCAGCCCAGAGUGACACAAGUAGCAUCAAGUCAGAAUACACUGACCAGUGGUGUUACUAUAGUGAGUAUCCUGGGAUUCAAGAUGACCAUUUAAAAUCCACAGCAAUUCAUUCCUCUAAUACCGUACCAAAGCUAAUUGAUUAUAAUGUUAGUCACGUUAGUGAUGGGUCAAGGGCUUCUAUACCACAAGUGCCCUCUGUAGUGGCCAAAACAAAAGCUAUUUCUCCAGAAAAAUCUCAGAGAGUUACAUCGCCAUCUAGUGGGUAUUCUAGCCAGUCGAACACACCCACAGCACUUACACCAGUGCCUGUCAUUCUAAAGUCUAUGUCAACGGGAAAUGCGAAGUCCAAGAUGAAGCCUAGAGUGCCUGAAAGAAAAUCAAGUCUACUGUCUUCUGUUUCAGUCUCUUCCUCUUCCACCUCUCUGUCAUCAAAUACAUCUGCAGAAGGAAAUGAGAAACCUGAUUCUACUCUGAGCUUACCUUCCGUUACAUCAUCUUCCCUACUAUCUUCAGAUUCUAAUGACCCUAUUCUUCCUCCCCCACCACCUCCCCUAACAGAUGUUACUGAUCUUCCCCAGUCACUUGAAUCCCCAAGUUUUCCACCUCCUCCCCCAGAUGUUGUCACAAACACUUCUUUUCCUCAGAAUAUUGGAUGGUUUAAAAAUCAAGAUACUUCAAAUCAUUCUUCUCAUUCAUUACUUCCUGAUUCUUCUCAUCACCUCCCACCGCUUUUCCAACUUCAGUUCCUCCCCCACCCCAUGCCCUCCCCAGAGCAAUCUGGAUUUCUCAGCAAGCCUCAGGAUAUAUUGCCAAACAAGAAGCCACCGCCUGUUUCAAAGAAACCCAAACUGUUCCUCAUUGUGCCACCCCACAGCCUGAUGUUACAACAGAGAAAGCUGUGGGUGAAACAGCAAAAAGCAUUCCAAGUACCACUACGAAGGAUGCUGAAAUUGCACAGUACAGCCAGCAAAUGCAGCAGCCAGCUUUUUGCUACAGAGCCAAAGCUAUGGGAAGGCAGUGAGAUAUGGCAGUGCCAAGUCGACCAGGACGACCGAGGAUCUUUUGCAGCCAUUCACAGAUCCAAAAGGAAAGUCCUUGGCCGCAAAGAUUCUGAGGAAGAUCACACUGUCAAUCAUUCUACAUCGCCCCCAGUUACACCUACUGGUUCUUCCCCAAACCUGUUUUCCCCGAGGCAGACGGGGUCAAUUCAGAGAAAUAUUCGCAAGAGCAGCACCAGCAACGACAACUUCAAAGCACUCCUUCUUAAAAAGGGAAGCCGCUCCGACACCAGCUCUCGUAUGUCUGCAGCAGAGAUGCUAAAGAAUACAGACCCAAGAUUUCAAAGAGCUAAAGUAGAUUCUAUCGGAGAUCUGAUGAGUGAGAGCAUAGUGGGUUCUCCAACCAAGACCAAAAGGCCCCAGGAGGAAUGGGCCAAGAGUGAAGGCCUGAUGCCAAGGAGUCUGUCUCUAUCCAGCACAAGAUACAGCAGAUCUCGAACCCCGCCCUCUGCCGCAAGCAGCAAGUAUAGCUCUCGAAACCGGAUCCCGAGUAGCCCUAUGACUGUUAUCAGUGAGGGUGAUGUAGAAGUCAUUGAAUCUGCAGAAAACAGAACUCGCAGGUUUUCAGAAGAGGAACUGCCCGAUGUAUUUGAGAGUGAUGAUGCGGAUAGUAAUGAAAAUAGAGAUUCUACUGAGAUUGACAAUAUGCUCAAGGACUUGUUAUCUUAAUGGGUAACACAGAAUGCCCUUGUGGGUUUUUUUUUUAAUAUUAGCAUUUAAACUAAAAAAAAAGUUUAAUGAGGUUUAAGAAGCUGGACUUUCAUAUGUAACAAGUAAGGCACAGAGUCAAAGUACAAUUUAGGGUGAAUUUGUGUAUGGGAUACUGUAUAGAUGAUGCAGUAGGCUGAUAUUCUGUUCAACUCAACUUGGUCUGACUUCUUUGUUUGGAAGAAACUAGUAACCAGACCUCUGCAUUCAAGCCUUAAUAACAACAACAUAAUAUUAAUGACAGUUCUUGGAUUCUAGUUUGAGCAUGUUUUCUUUUUUUCUUUUCUUUUUUGAGGGUUGUAAAAAAACUAUGUAAAUCUGCAAAACAACAACGGGAAGCUUCUGUGGUACAGGUGGCAGUAACUUUUUAAGUAUUAUAUUUAUAAAACCUAGUAAACUUUCCACAGGGACUUUUGAAAGAAAUGUGCAGCCUAUUAGUUAGCAGGACUGGCAUUUCCCACUGCUGCUUCUGAUGUGAUCUAGUCUCCUCUUGUGAGCUAACCAUGUCCUAAUAAUAUAACAAGGUUUAAAUUUUGAAAAUUACAUCUGGAAAAGAAAAAAAAAUACAGAAGUGAUACAGAAGUGACUGCUGUGCAGCCAUAUUACAAUCCAUCUGCUUGGAUUUCAGAAGCCAUUUAUUCUGUGUGGUUUCUCUGAAUAAACUUUGAGGUAUCCUUUUGGAGACCCAAAUAGUUGUAGGCUUAUAAUGGGAUGUAGAUAUAUUCAGGGGAACAUAAUAAGCAGCCAUUAAUGUUUCAGUUUUAAGUAAAUGCAACAUUGGAGAACUUACACCAUAGAACUGUGAAGAAUACAUUUUCCUUUUCUAUUAAACUGUAUUGUUAGCAUUUGUUUGUCAAAAAGGGAGAAGAGCUUUGAAUAACAUAUCACUUGAAAGUUUCAACAGUAACUAUCUUUUUGUUACCAAAGAGUGCACUACAAUUACUUUUACUUUUUAGAAUUUAGGAAUAUUCCUAUUCCUGGCUAGGAAUAGCCAGCAUUUCCUUGUUUGGGGAAAUAAUAUUGCUAUUUAGAAGACUUUAAUGUUUAUUAAAAUUUUUAUCAUGAUUUAAAAAAAAAUAACAUUUUCUUCCUUGUAAAGAAAACUACAGACAACAUAACUGCAGUUUUGUAAAGAAGCUUUUAAUUUUUGAAAAGGAAUUUUGCAUAAGUUGAUAGUCUGUAAGGUUUUUAUAAUAUUUGUACAUAAUGGAAGUUCUUAAGGUAAUUUUUGUUUUCUCAGAGUUUGGAAUUUCUACAUUUUUAGAUGUUAAGAAAAAUCCUGUGUAGAUAAUUAUUUUGAUGAAAAACACUUGACUCCUUUUUUGCCUUCCAUCUAUAUUGUUAUACUGUAUAUUUCAGGGGUCUUCAUUCAACUGAAGAAGAUGAUGGAGACAAUGCUGUGAUUCUGCUUUAAUAAACAAGGCUGCCAUUUGUCAUCUUGUGACUCGAGUUAAUGACCAUUCUGUUUACAUACAUCUUCUUAAAUGAAUAUUAGCAGAGGAUCAUAUUGGAAAUCCAGAUGCUAUCAAUAAAACGUAUUAUUAGAUGA
This is a messenger RNA of Thamnophis elegans (Western terrestrial garter snake), 6861 nucleotides long. It is a transcript of the gene NHSL1, whose product is annotated as NHS like 1. The record is from RefSeq and is a predicted model, not a curated record. Lineage: Eukaryota; Metazoa; Chordata; Lepidosauria; Squamata; Natricidae. Gene Ontology annotation, biological process: cell differentiation.